Diuraphis noxia (Russian wheat aphid) is the source of this 880-nucleotide messenger RNA. It is a transcript of the gene Syx17, whose product is annotated as syntaxin 17. The record is from RefSeq and is a predicted model, not a curated record. Gene Ontology annotation, biological process: intracellular protein transport; exocytosis; vesicle fusion. NCBI's taxonomy places the organism in Eukaryota, Metazoa, Arthropoda, Insecta, Hemiptera, Aphididae. Gene Ontology annotation, molecular function: SNARE binding; SNAP receptor activity. Gene Ontology annotation, cellular component: SNARE complex; autophagosome membrane; endomembrane system.
CUUAUCCACCUGAGUAGCUGAGUCUUCGAGACUUCGACUAACACUAAAUCGUAAAUGCGUAACAGUAGUCACUUUUAAAACUCAUUAUUAUUUAAUAGUUUUUACUGUUAAUAGUUAAAAUUUAAUUAAUUAGUUACUAAACAAUAUUGUAUAUUGUUCUUUACUGGCGGUUCAACAAUUUAACAUCUUCUUCAAUCGUUUAUUUUUCGAUCGAUUGUUAGUACUGUGAUUUGUACAGCAGUAAAUUGAAUAACUAAUAAUACAAUUGAAAUUCUGGAAAAUAAUCAUGGCUGAAAGUUCGAGCCUAUGGACGACUAAGCAAAGGAUUCGUCAUUUAGAUCUACCCAUCAAAAACUUUGUCGAGAACGCAAUUCCUUACCAAGUGGAGACAUUGAAAACAUUAAAAUCCAAUCUUUCCAAGCAAAGACGUUUAGAAAACCGUAGCAGUAUGCGUCAAUUACAAAUGAAAGCCUCACAAUCCAUCAAACGCGCUAGAGCAUUAUUAAGGGAGAUGGAAACCUUAAGAAAUCAAGUUGCUGUUGUCGAUCUACAGAUCUUUGAUAACUCAAUGAAUCCAAGCAAACAAUUGUUAUUGGAAGCAAUCGAUAUGUUUAGAAAUGAAGAUUUAGAUGAAUACAAAUCUAGUGCUAUACCAGAAGAAAAUUAUAAAGAUAAUACUGAACAACUAGAAGUAGAGAAUCAAAAACGCAUGUUUUUAAUAUCCAUUGAAGAAGAAAAACAAAAACAGGAAAAAAUGUUAGCAAUUGAAUCCGAUGUUAAAAAUGUUGAGAAAGACAUACAAGGUAUUCAAGAUCUGUUUCGUGAUCUCAGCAAAUUAGUAAAUGUACGUAUUAGAAUCUUUUAAAUGUCAUCUAUUUAU